Striga hermonthica is the source of this 477-nucleotide messenger RNA. Lineage: Eukaryota; Viridiplantae; Streptophyta; Magnoliopsida; Lamiales; Orobanchaceae. The record is from the annotation of a GenBank genome assembly.
AUGUUGAUGUGGUCCCAUGGUCGUCGGGAGAGAGAGAAAGCUUCGGGUUUCGUCGGGAUGGGAUUGGUUCCGUUGCUUCUCGACAUUAUCGUCGAGGGCAAUAAGGGAAUUUGCGAGAAGGCGUUGGGGGUUUUGGAUGUCGUUUGCGACUCGGAGGAAGGGAAGGAAAGCGCGCGUUCGGAUGCAUUGACGGUCCCGUUGGUGGUGAAGAAGAUCCUCCGCGUGUCUGAGUUGGGUACGGAGUUUUCGGUUUCGAUACUUUGGAAGGUAGUGGUGGGAGGGAAUGAGGGUAGGGUCGUGGAGGCAUUGGAGCUCGGAGCUUUCCAGAAGCUUCUUGUGGUGUUGCAAGUUGGGUGUGGUGAAGGGACGAAGGAUAAAGUGACUGAGUUGUUGAAAUUGAUGAAUGCUUAUAGGGAUAAGUUGGAUUGCUUCGAUUCGUCCAUGGGAUUCAAGUUCAAGCAGAUUAAAAGACCCUAG